Candidozyma duobushaemuli is the source of this 1341-nucleotide messenger RNA. RefSeq lists its product as uncharacterized. NCBI's taxonomy places the organism in Eukaryota, Fungi, Ascomycota, Pichiomycetes, Serinales, Metschnikowiaceae. Bases 1 to 1341 code for a protein of 446 amino acids. The transcript has a single exon. The record is from RefSeq and is a predicted model, not a curated record.
AUGAGAAUCAUCAAGUUAGCCGUCGCCUUAUCAGUGGCUUGCUAUACUCAUGCUGCCGCUGUAAAGCAUGUGGAUGCUCAGAUCACAGAUGCUCCCGUUCUAGAAAAGAGAGCCAAGGAUGUUAUCAUCAACAAGGACUACCAGAAGAUGGAGUCUUUGAAGAUGUAUGGAGAGGCCUCCGAAGCGCCACCAAAGCCUUGGCUCAGGACUAUCUACUCCACUCAAGUGGAAAUCGUUACCCCUACAGUCAUUGGCGGCGUGACAUUCAGCGCAGAGCCUCCACUUGAAACCAACGGCUUGGAGCCUUGGAUCUCGUUGGACAAGAACGGCCGUCCAAAGACAAUUAAGCCUCAGAUCAAGGGUGGUAACACUAAGAAUCCACUGCCAACCUACGGAACGUAUUUCGGGACUCCAGUGACCAAAACGUACAACAAGGAGGAGUUGAAGGCUCACAACAUGGCAGAAGACGAGGUCUUUGAGCAUGUCGUGUGGGAGAAGGAGGACACAACCUACCACGACUUAAAUCCAAUCAUCAGAUGUACCCCCAAACUCUAUAAGAACAAGGGAGUGGCCAAGAACAUUUCACCUGAGCCCUUCUGCUUCCCAAGAGACGAUGCCGUCUGGCACGUUGACAAGACAUACUUUGUGACAUGGUACUACCCAUUCUUUGACGAGGACGUGUCCAAGGUCAAGGUGCACUUGUCGUACGUGAAGGUGUCCGCCCGUCAAAAGGGUAUGAAGAGAGGCCUUGAAAUGCUUGAGAACGGCAUAGAAAAGGUGAAGCGCAAUUUCAAGAGAUCUCAAGUCAUCGAAAAGGGUGGCACUAUUGCCCAGAAGUCGUUCUUCACUUCGGACUGGCUUGACAAGGAUGUUGGUAUCUUCCCAGUCACUGUCGACAAGGAGUGGCUCGGUGAAGAAUGGAGCAGAAAGGCAUUGAUCUCUAUCCAACCAGACAAUGUGGGUGAUGAUGAAUUCGAUCACUUGGAGAACUCUAUCGUGGUCGAACUUGCCUACGCAACCAAGGUCGGGAAGGGCCACAAUCUCGAUCUCAAGAAGCAACAGGAGAAGGACCGUUUGAAGGCACUUUACGGCGAUGACUACGAAGUUGUGGAGGGUAUUGAUUACGAGAAGUACAUUAUUAUCAUUACCAUCCCAACAUGUGUGGUGAUCGCUGUUCUAGGCAUGUACCUUUUCAUCUGGAUCAACAAGAAGCACACGGAUUUGUCCUUCCUCAAAAACGUCAAGUUCAAGAAGAAGAAGAGAAGCAGAAUGCCCUUCGCUAAGAAGAACGAGAACAAGUACAGCGAGUUGCCCCAGUGGGAGGGUCCAAAGGCCGAUUAG